This is a messenger RNA of Sclerotinia sclerotiorum 1980 UF-70, 1806 nucleotides long. RefSeq lists its product as hypothetical. The transcript is spliced from 5 exons. NCBI's taxonomy places the organism in Eukaryota, Fungi, Ascomycota, Leotiomycetes, Helotiales, Sclerotiniaceae. The coding region runs from base 1 to 1806 and encodes 601 amino acids. The record is from RefSeq and is a predicted model, not a curated record. Gene Ontology annotation, molecular function: metalloaminopeptidase activity.
AUGGAAACUAUUAAUACUACGGAGCGCUUGGCGGCGUUGAGGGAUCUUAUGAAGAAGAACAAGGUCGAUAUUUACAUCGUUCCUUCAGAAGAUAGCCAUAGCUCGGAGUAUAUUGCAGCGUGUGAUGCGCGGAGGGAAUUUAUAUCGGGGUUUUCAGGAUCCGCUGGAUGCGCGGUAGUGACCUUGGACAAAGCUGCUUUGGCCACGGAUGACAAUUGGCUUCUUUUGAAACAAGGUCUACAAGAUGUACCUACAUGGCAAGAGUGGGCAGCUGAACAGUCCGAGAGCGGGAAAGUUGUUGGUGUUGAUUCCACUAUCAUAUCUGCACCUGACGCUCGAAAGCUCUUAGAAAAGGUCAAAAAGCGUGGCGGAAGCGACUUAGUUGCCGUGGAAGAAAAUCUGGUGGACCUUGUUUGGGGAGACAAUCGACCUUCCCGCCCUAAGGAGCCUGUUAAGGUUCUGGCGCGAGGUUUUUCAGGGAAAGAUGUCAAGACGAAACUAGAGGAUCUCCGAAAGGAAUUGCAGAAGAAAAAGAGUUCGGGAUUUAUUGUAUCCAUGCUAGAUGAGAUAGCCUGGCUAUUUAAUCUACGUGGAAGCGAUAUUCCUUACAACCCCGUUUUCUUUUCCUACGCUUCAGUCACACCGUCAUCCGCCACUCUUUACGUGGAUUCAAGCAAAUUAAGCGAAGAAUGCAUAACACAUCUCAAUGAUAACGGUGUGUCCAUCAGAGAAUACUCGAAGAUAUUUAGCGACGUCGAGGUUUUGAGCCAAUCUUUGGACUCGGAAGACGCCAAGCUUAAGAAGUUCUUGGUAUCAAGCAGGGCAUCAUGGGCGUUGAAACGCGCUCUUGGAGGUGAUGCAAAAGUCGAUGAAGUCCGAAGUCCAAUCGGCGAUGCUAAAUCUAUCAAAAAUGAGACCGAACUAGAAGGAAUGAGAGCUUGCCAUAUUAGAGAUGGAGCAGCACUUAUCGAGUAUUUCGCAUGGCUUGAGCAUCAGCUGGUAGUGGAAAAAGUGGAGAUGGAUGAAGUUAUUGCGGCUGACAAACUUGAACAAUUGCGGUCGAAACAGAAGCAUUUUGUUGGAUUAUCCUUUGAUACAAUAUCCUCUACAGGAGCCAAUGCAGCAGUCAUUCAUUACAAACCCGAACCCGGUAACUGCUCAAUAAUUGAUCCAAAGGCUGUUUAUCUAUGCGAUUCUGGGGCUCAGUACUUUGAUGGAACUACUGACACUACUCGCACACUUCAUUUCGGUGAGCCAACAGAAAUGGAAAAGAAGGCCUAUACGCUAGUUUUAAAGGGAAAUAUUGCUCUAGACGUCGCAGUUUUUCCUAAAGGAACUAGUGGAUUUGCUCUGGAUGCCCUCGCUAGGCAGUUCCUCUGGGAAGAAGGUUUGGACUACAGGCAUGGAACAGGCCACGGAGUCGGUUCCUAUUUGAACGUCCACGAAGGGCCAAUAGGAAUUGGGACCAGGAUUCAAUACUCAGAGGUUCCAUUAGCACCUGGAAACGUCAUAUCGAACGAACCUGGAUACUACGAGGAUGGCUCUUUUGGUAUUCGAAUUGAGAACAUCAUCAUGGUGAAAGAGGUCGAGACGAAACAUCAAUUUGGCGAUAAGCCAUAUUUGGGCUUUGAGCAUGUCACAAUGGUGCCAUAUUGCCGAAAACUCAUCGAUGAGACUCUUCUGACUCGAAGAGAAAAGCACUGGUUGAACGAGUAUCAUGCCGAUAUCUAUUCUAAAACUAAAGAUUUCUUCAAGGGAGAUGAAUUGACCAUGAGUUGGUUAGAAAGGGAGAUUGAGCCGUUGUAA